AUGUUUAACGAAGAGGACUACUUUAUUCAUGGCCACAAACGAACUGUCGUUCUCAUUGGGCUUGGUCUCGUCCUCUUCAUCUCUGCACUCGACUCUACAAUCGUCUCCGUCGCUCUACCAGUAAUUGGCUCGGACUUCAACGAUUAUACGAAGGCUAGUUGGAUCGUCACGGCCUACCUCAUCACAUACACGGCGUUUCUUCCCAUCGUUUCGAAAUUCACGGACAUCUUGGGUCGAAGGCCCGUACUAGUGUUUUCGUCUCUAUUCUUUAUGUUGUGGUCUGGCGCAUGUGGCGGCGCGAAGACUAUGAUACAGCUCAUCGUGUUCCGUGCGAUUCAAGGCAUAGGUGGUUCCGCCAUCUACUCUGCGGUCAUCGUCACAAUAUCUACCAUGGUCCCACGGGCUGAGAUAUCGAAGUACACACCGAUCAUCGGUGUUGUCUUUGCUUCAAGUAGCGUUGCUGGUCCUCUGGUCGGAGGGGCCAUCGUUUCGAAUAUUCACUGGGGUUGGAUUUUCUUCGUCAACCUACCUAUUGGAGCGGUUGGGACCGCACUCCUCGCUUAUGGGCUCAGCGACCCCCAUCGUGAUUCUCUUACCUGGAGCACAGUUGCACGGCGCGUCGAUUGGGUAGGAAGCUUCCUCAUGUUGGCGUUCAGCGUCCUUCUCGCCUUUUCUCUCCAAGUUGGUGGCGUUGAAUUUCCCUGGGUGUCCGCAACCGUCUUGGCCCCUCUCAUCAUAUCCGCCUGCAUCUUCCCCGCCUUCCUCUACGUCGAAUCCCUACAUCCCGAACCCCUCGUCCCUCUCCGCCUCUUCCGUCAACGCAACUUCAUCUUUAUCAUUAUUUUCACCCUCUGCCUCGGCGCCGGCUUCUAUACCCUCACGAUCUUCCUCCCCCAACGCAUGGAAGUCGUCAAUCUCCUCUCAGCUAUCACCUCCGGUGUCCGAAUGCUCCCACAACUUGUCCUCAUCGGAACCCUAUCUCCAUUUGCGGGAGCUGCCGUCGUACUCACGAAGAGUUACCGUCCGUUGAUGUGGUUCGCGUCGGCUUUGGGGCCAAUCGGCGCAGGGCUAUUAUCGAUCUUGAAGGCGGACACGAACUUCUCGCAGCAAUACGGCUUCGAAGUCAUCGUUGGCAUUUCGGUCGGAGUGACGAUCACCGUCUCGACCAUGAUCGUCCAGUUCUCCACGGAUCGUCCCGACCUCGCAUCCGCGACAGGGUUCCAAACCUUCGCACGUCAACUCGGAGCUCUCAUCGCUAUCGCCAUAUCCACAGCCGUCCUCAACAGUCGCGUAGACUCCAAGCUCGAACUCGCUGGGAUAUCUGAGGAGUUGAGGAGCGCGAUCACGGCUAGUCCGGCGACUGUGUUGAGUAGUGGGCAGUUGGAUGAUAGCACGAAACUUUAUGUGCAGGAGGCGUAUAGCGAUGGAUUCUCGAAGGUUUUCGUGGAGGCGGCUGCGUGGUUAGCGGUGGGUGCGUUGGCGACUUGGGGGCUGAUCCAUAUCUUACCGAAAGAGAUUGAGGAGAGGGGGAGGAAACCCAACGCAGAGCUGGUAGCUGGUACGGACCUGGAGUUGGGUGUGCAGCCUGAGGCGGCAAGGGUUGAUUUGGAGAAGGGUCCUAUCGAGGGUGAGGGUGGGCCGGAUACCUCGAGGCUAUCGAGCGGGAGGGAUAGUGGGUAUAGUACGAGGAAGGAACCACCUGUCGAGGGUGUUGUAGCACCUGAGACUACGGCGACAGAGUCAUCGAGGACUCUGUGA
Messenger RNA from Stereum hirsutum FP-91666 SS1, 1758 nucleotides. RefSeq names its product MFS general substrate transporter. The record is from RefSeq and is a predicted model, not a curated record. Gene Ontology annotation, biological process: transmembrane transport. Bases 1 to 1758 code for a protein of 585 amino acids. Gene Ontology annotation, molecular function: transmembrane transporter activity. Lineage: Eukaryota; Fungi; Basidiomycota; Agaricomycetes; Russulales; Stereaceae. The transcript is spliced from 5 exons.